GCUUUAAGUUAUCAACUACUGCCAUGGUAAUGAGUAAAGACCUUUAUGAUGUGAAGCCCAUCACUUGUGAAUCUGAUCUCACUGCUAACUAGUCAAAGCAACAAGGAAGGGACUGAGAGUUGGCUGUUAUUGACACCUCAUUGCCAGAAGGAAAAUUUCAGCUGCCUUGAAAAAGAUACUUGUCAACUUCUUCCUUGAGGGGUUUUCCUUUAAUCAAGCCAUCAUCUUUAGCUUUUGGAAGAAAUGAACCAUCUGGACUCUUGGCAGUCAGGAUUCAGAAUACAGAUUUACCUGGAGGAAACAAAAUGACAUUGUUCUUAUUAGCCCCACAAACUGGCAAAGCAAAUACAGGAAGUUGAUAACUUGUUGCGUUGUGGGAUAUGCUUUGAUUACUUCAACACUGCGAUGAUAAUUCCACAGUGUUCACAUAAUUUUUGUUCUCUCUGUAUUCGCAAGUCGCUGUCCUAUAAACCUCAGUGCCCUAUAUGCUGUAUGGUAGCCACAGGACCUGACUUGAAAAAUAACCGGAUAUUAGAUGAGCUGGUACAGAACUUUAUUUCUGCAAGACAGCGACUGUUCCAGGCAGUUUUGGAUUCUCCAUCAAUUUCUUCUCCAACUCUGUUACCUAAGAAAGCUCCUCUCCAAGGUCACAUUUUGAACUCUCCAGAUGGAUUGUUUUUAAAACGGAAAAAGCAAUGUGCAGAUACCUUUCCAGUCAAUGAAAAUAGACAUUUAAUAUCAGCUGACAAAGACAAAAUUAUUAAAAUAAAGCAAGAAGAAAACCCCUGUAGCUCAGAAGAAAGUUAUGAGGCAGGUGGUAAAGAAGUAGCAAAUACAGCUCCCACUGGAAGCAUCAGAAACUCUGAAAUGCCUUCCACGUCUGCAACAAAAUUUGUCACAAAAGUGGAGUGUCCUGUCUGUGGGGUUCCUGUUCAAGAACUACAUAUAAAUAACCACCUUGAUAGUUGCCUGACAAGAGAUGAGAAGAAAGACAGUCUCCGAAGUUCUGGACAAAAAAGAAAAUUACUGCCGAAACUGGUUUACAGUUUACUUUCUGACCGUGACCUGAGGAAAAGACUGAAAGAACAUGGAUUGUCUACCCAGGGAACAAAACAACAGCUUAUUAAAAGACACCAAGAAUUUGUGCACAUGUAUAAUUCAGAGUGUGAUUCUCUAAAUCCUAAAUCAGUUGCGGAAAUAGUAAAAGAGCUGGAAAAUAUUGAAAAGACUCAAGCACAACUUGAUGCCAGUAAACCCAAAGAAGAUAGUAUGGUAUUUUCAAAGCACCAGACAGAGAAUGAAAUAGAUGACAUUCAUAGAGAUUAUCGAAAGAAACACAAAGCUGAAUUUCAGCUUUUAAUUGACCAAAUGAAAAAACGAAAGAAAAAUGCAAGCAAAGAACAGAUAAAGGAAGAAAAACCAGAGCACAAAGAAGAAAGACCAGAGCAGAAAGAAGCAACUACUGACAGUGGAGAAAAAUUAAGGGUUCAAGAACAAAGUGAGCAGGCCUCUGUCAGCAAUCAGUCCCCCGAAACAGAAGCUGCAGCCUGGGAAGAAAACCUCUCUCUUUUUGCUGCCUGUCAGUCCUCUGCAUCUUCAAACAGCUCCAGUUCGGACAUCAUAAGAGAUUUAGAAAUUGCUGGGAUGUGUUCAAACUCAUCAGAUAAAAAAAGAAGUGUGAAAACGACCAAACAAAAAUCACAACAUUCUAGGAGCAGCUCACCAAUAUCCAAGAGUAAGCGAAGAAGAAAGUAGCAGACAUGCUAUUUUUGUUACAAAAAUUUCCAAAAUGGCUUUACUUCUAAAAAUUUAGAAGCAUAUCUAUUCUCAAGUUCCAUUCCCAGCCAUGAACAUUGCUUUACAAUAAAUCUACUUUUCCUGUUAAUAGCUGUACAUUUAAGUGGCAAGAAAGUACUGUAAUACAUUCAGAAUGUAAUGUAAGUACUGUAUUACAUUCAGAAGCUUUUAGAAUAUAUGCUGUUUUACUAAACCAACCUUGCCUUAACUGUAUGUACAGUGGACUGCAAUUACGAUCAUCUUCAGUGAUGCUUCUAGGACACCAUUUAAUUCAAAUUAGUUAGAAAAAAGUUGAUUCAGGUAAUUUUCAUUCUUUUCCUGUACCUCUCUUUUUAGCACUUAUGAAUAUGUUUGAAUCAUUAUUCUGGAUAUAUUUUAUAGCCUGAGUUGGACCAUGGUUUAUUCUUUCAUACAGUAAAAAAACCAAACAGAAAUAUUGUAUGUAUGUAUGUAAAAAAAAUGAAAACUUGGUAUUUGC
This is a messenger RNA of Pantherophis guttatus, 2275 nucleotides long. The record is from RefSeq and is a predicted model, not a curated record. NCBI's taxonomy places the organism in Eukaryota, Metazoa, Chordata, Lepidosauria, Squamata, Colubridae.